This is a messenger RNA of Entelurus aequoreus (snake pipefish), 1757 nucleotides long. It is a transcript of the gene rspo1, whose product is annotated as R-spondin 1. Bases 556 to 1317 code for a protein of 253 amino acids. The transcript has 7 exons. Lineage: Eukaryota; Metazoa; Chordata; Actinopteri; Syngnathiformes; Syngnathidae. The record is from RefSeq and is a predicted model, not a curated record.
AUUCCAGUCCAGCCCGCAUACUCCAACUGCCCCCCGCGGACCACUUUUCACGGCAAUUUCACUUUCACGACCUAUUCUGAGAGUGGACCGAAAGCUGGAAGACGUUACCGACUUUUGUGCCACCUGGCUGGGAAUGUCCGUCCCUUCCAUGGAAAACUGACUAAUGGCGAAAACCUGGCCUGGCAAAUGUUGUGAAGGUUUUAGCACAAACUAUCAUCACGAGUGCGUGUUCACCCUUCAGUCCAUCUGCACGUCUUUGUUGGAGUUAAAAAGACGCGCUCAUGAGCUUUGACAACAACGGAGAAGCCUCCCCUGCAGCUUCAUGGGUUGAAGCGCCCGAGAUUUGGCGACCUCCAUUUCCAUUUCCCUCUGGACCUGCCGCUGCUCAGACUGGUGGGUGCAGCAAGAUCUAGCCUGAAGGACCACCACAAAGACAGGGAGAAAAAGCAUCCUGGCCAUUGUUUGAUUCACCUGUGUAGCACAGGAUUGGCCACCUGUCCACCACCCGAGCUAGUCCACAACGGACCCUGUACAGCCAGGAAGUCAACAGGGACUAUGCAGCUGGGUGUGGUGGUGCUGGCGAUGUUGUUCCUAAGCUCCAUGGGUCAUGCUGAUGUGGUCAAGCCCUCCAAGGCCCGCCGGCAUAGACGAGAUAGCGGCGAGGGGCUGCCGUCUUGCUCCAAAGGCUGCGAGCGUUGCUCCGAGGUCAACGGCUGCCUGAAGUGUCGGCCCAAGCUCUUCAUCUACUUUCAGCGCAACAACAUCAGCGAAGUGGCCAUUUGCCUGGCCUCCUGCCCCAUGGGAUACUUUGGCAUGAGGAACCCGGGAGGCAACAACAGAUGUUACCAGUGUAAGCUGGACAACUGCGCCGCCUGUUUCAGCCACAAUUUUUGCACAAAAUGCAAGGAGGGCUUGUACUCCAACAGCGGCCGGUGCUACGUCAGCUGCCCAGCUGGCCAGCGCACCGCCAACGACACCAUGGAGUGUGUGGAGUGCGAACUGGCCGAGUGGAGCCAGUGGGGAUCGUGCACCAAGAAGAACAAAACGUGUGGCUUUAAAAAAGGGACGCAGUCUCGCGUUCGGCUACCAGGGCAGCACCCCCGCAAGUCCUCCACCCCCUCGGCUGGGGGUCCUUCUCAGAGGUGUGCAGCACAGACCGAGAGGAGAAAAUGCACGGUGGCCAAGAUACCCUGUGUGAGAGACAAGAAGAACUCUCCAGGAGGAGACGUCAAAAAAGGCAGUAGAGGCGGAAGAGUGAGAAAAGGCCAAAGCAGGACCACGGUCAUUCCUAACAUCACAAGCAGCUCCGUCACUUAAACUCCAGAGGAAGCUUGACAAAGUCAACCUACAGACGUGGUGAUGGCGACACAGAAACACUCACAGCAAAAGCCCCAUGGCCGAUGCUGACUCAGCGUGUUUGCAUCGCAGACCUGAAGCCCAGCGCUCCCGUCUCAUUUGAACAAAUCUCGCUCGUUGUUUGUGUCGUCUGAGGCCACGGAUGGAUUCUCUCCUCUUCAAGGUGAUGCAAAGACCAUAAAGAGCAUUUAAGUCUUUAGUGGGAGCAAAUGGAAAGGAAAUGGAAACCAUUAGUGAUUGUUCUUCAUUUGUUAAAGGUGCACUCCCAUUCAUCCCAGUCACAUUUACAAUAUUCAUUAUUUAAAUAAUAUAAUACUGAUACAAGGGCUGAAUGAGCCACUAAAUACUACAACUACAACACCCAAAAGCAGUGAAGUUGUCACCUUGUGUAAAUGGUCAAU